Neoarius graeffei (lesser salmon catfish) is the source of this 1460-nucleotide messenger RNA. RefSeq names its product protein rapunzel-like. Lineage: Eukaryota; Metazoa; Chordata; Actinopteri; Siluriformes; Ariidae. The transcript is spliced from 3 exons. The record is from RefSeq and is a predicted model, not a curated record. Bases 139 to 822 code for a protein of 227 amino acids.
CUGGGAAGAAGAACAGUCGGGGUUUGGACUUUGGGGUGGAAGGUAGCUCUGUGAAGAGGAAUUCUUCUUGCGUGAGACGACACUUUACUUUUGGACGCAAUUUUCCUGUGUACACACACCAGAGAGGACAGCAACGCCAUGGCUGAUAUCGAGAUCUUAGAGGACCGAGACAAGCUGAAGCGAGGCCUAGUGAAGGUGCUACAAUGCGUAUCCACUAUCUCAUCAGCAGCUGCUGUGGUGAAUCCCAUCUUCGGUGUGGCAGGCUCACUGAUCCGUGUCGUCCUCCACCAUGUUGAUGACGAGGACAUUCAAACUCUUCGACGUGAGUUUGGCAGCGUGAACCGAGCCCUGGAUGAGCUUUCAGUGCAGAACCGUGGCACGUUGCACCAGAUCAUGAAGGAGACAUUGGACGGGCAGUACAGCCAUGUAGAGGAGAACCUACGCAACCAGUUCCGUAAGUUCAUGGAGGUGGUGGAGGCACGGCCCGAGAACAAGGAGCGCAAGCGUGAUGAUUUCGAGGAAAGCUAUGCCAACGACCUGGGCGACCAGAACCUGCACACGCUCUAUGAUGGUGUAAUGGGCAAGCCCAAGCUCUUCAGCCGACCUAUCCUCGAGGUCUACAUGACUCACUCACAAGGAGAUCGGAGGGUGAUGGAACGCCUGUGCACUCGCCUCACCUACCUGUUCUGCAUCGGCCUCAUCGCUCUGAUGGGCUAUGCUGCCAUCAUUGGUGAUGACGAAGAAGGCCUGAGCGAGGAGUGGGCCGAGAAGAUGGAGAAUGUGCAAGAGAAGAUGCAGGAGGUGCUCAGGAAGUGCAAGUGAUUCCUGUCCCUGACACACACACACACACACAUAGAGGACUCUUUACUGUAUGCACUCCAUCGAGGUCCAUGCGGUGUCUCUUUUGGUGUCUUUAUUGUCCUUAACUCGCAUCUCUCUGUCUCGUUCUCUCGGGUCUCACUGUUGUUCCUGAUGCUGUGUGUUUUUAUUUUUUAAAUUCCUGACUCGUUGUCCUCCUCGUCCCCUCUGUUUUCUUCUAUAAAUUCUGCCAUAUACAUUACCCUUGGGAAGAGAGUGAAUGCUCAGGUGGUACAUGAUACAGUCGCUCUGUUCACCUGAGGAUUCACCCUUUAAUCCCUUUACUGUUUAAAGUACUGAAGACUUGAAAGCCAAAGAGUCGUCAAAUUUAUUUUCAAAGUGUUCAGUUUUAAAACCAGCUGCACUUUGAGAUUCACUUGAUGGUACUACAGUGCCCUUAGAGGUUUAUGCACCAUGGUGAUUAAAGCCCCAUCCCCACACACGUUUUUUUAAAACCAUUUUAUAAAAUCUGAAUUUCACAUAAAUUGUCAAAUUUGAUAAUUGCAAUUUAUUUUAUAAUUAUACCUUUUGUAAUAUACAGUGGUGCUUGAAAGUUUGUGAACCCUUUAGAAUUUUCUAUAUUUCUGCAUAAAUAUGACCUA